AUGAGCUUGAAAGAAGUAUUCGAACAACAUCCAUGGAGGUCAUUUAAGAAGUUCAAUGAAGCUGCAAAGAGUUGGGGAUUUACUAACAGAGCUGAAGUUAAAAGGUUCUUUGACAAAAAUGUUGUACAUCAAACAAAAAUAAACCCUUACGACUACUUUUUACCAAUUUACUCCAACGCUCCU
This is a messenger RNA of Trichomonas vaginalis G3, 183 nucleotides long. RefSeq lists its product as uncharacterized. NCBI's taxonomy places the organism in Eukaryota, Parabasalia, Trichomonadida, Trichomonadidae. The annotation marks the transcript as partial. The transcript has a single exon. The record is from RefSeq and is a predicted model, not a curated record.